Molecule: messenger RNA, 1089 nt
Organism: Pelobates fuscus (common spadefoot toad)
Lineage: Eukaryota; Metazoa; Chordata; Amphibia; Anura; Pelobatidae
Product: nicotinamide N-methyltransferase-like
Exons: 3
Coding region: 20-856 (278 amino acids)
Cellular component (GO): cytosol
Molecular function (GO): N-methyltransferase activity
Source: RefSeq, a predicted model, not a curated record
GUGACAGCAGACCGGCAAGAUGGAUGUUGGUUCAUCAAAGCUAUACCAGGAGCCUGGCUUUAAGUCAAGAGUAUUUCUUGAUACAUUUUUCUCUUUGAACAUGGACAAGUCACUACAAGAAGAGACGUUAAUGUUUCCAAUGAAACAGAUGCACAAAGCAUUGCUCUCAGGUCUUAUUGGUGGUGACACCUUGAUUGAUGUCACUCUGGGCCCAAUCAUUCAUCAUCUGUUACCAAUCUGCACAUUUUUUAAAAACAUCAUCAUAUUAGAAUUUAAUGAGGAAUGUGUCCAGGAAAUGGAGAAAUGGUUGAACACCGAAACGGAAGCUUUUGAUUGGUCUCAUGCAUCACAGUUCAUAACAGAGUUGGGAGGCAACAGGGUUCACUGGCUGGAACAAGAACACAUGCUAAAAAAGACUAUUAAGCGCAUAGUGAAAUGUGACCUUGCAAAGGAAAAUAUUACAGAUCCUGUGAUUCUACCGAAAACUGACUGCCUGCUUAUUGCGGGGGGCUUAGACGUGGUGAGCAAAGACCAUGAAAGCUAUCGCCAAAAUCUGGGAAAAUUAUCCUCUUUACUGAAACCUGGAGGUCACCUUAUAUUAUUUGGGGCUUUAAACGCCACUUUUUAUCAGGUCGGUGAACACAGGUGCCACGUUUUGACAGCAGAUGAGCCUUUUUUACGCCAGGCUCUAACUGAUGAAGGUUACACAAUAGAAUGUUUUGAAGCUCUUGAGAGAAAAGCAGAAAGUUCGCUUCUAGAUGCUCAACACUUCGUGUUUAUCCUGGCAACCAAGGCGAAGUUAACCCAAGAAGAAACUUCAGUACCAAUGCUAAGCGCUCAGAACUUUCCGAUUUAAAAUAUUAUUCAGUGGAUAUCCUGUUUUAAAAUAACAAGUUCCUGACUUUUCUUAUUAUAUUUACAUAAUGCAGGAUUAAAGGGACACUCAAGGCACCCAGACCACUUCUGCCCAUUGGAGUGGUCUGGGUGCCAACUCCCACUACUCUUAACCCUGCAACUGUAAUUAUUGCAGUUUUUUAUAAACUGCAAUAAUUACCUUGCAGGGUUCUCUCCUCCUCUAGUGGCUGUCUA